Anopheles darlingi is the source of this 484-nucleotide messenger RNA. RefSeq names its product RNA polymerase II transcriptional coactivator (gene Ssb-c31a). Gene Ontology annotation, molecular function: DNA binding; transcription coactivator activity. Lineage: Eukaryota; Metazoa; Arthropoda; Insecta; Diptera; Culicidae. The transcript has 2 exons. Gene Ontology annotation, biological process: positive regulation of transcription initiation by RNA polymerase II. The coding region runs from base 55 to 372 and encodes 105 amino acids. The record is from RefSeq and is a predicted model, not a curated record. Gene Ontology annotation, cellular component: nucleus; transcription regulator complex.
GUUUUCCGAUUUUCAAAGAAAACGCAGUUACCCAACCAAAAAGGCAGCUCCAGGAUGCCGAAAAAUAAGAAGCAAGCAAGCUCCUCGGACUCCGAUUCGGGACCGGAAGAUCGUAACCCGGUAAAGAAGGCCAAGCCGUCGGAAGGUGGCAACAAAUCGGACUCCACGGACGAUGGAUGCAUCCAGCUCGACAAGAACCGCAAGAUUACGGUGCGCGAUUUCAAAGGAAAGGUGUACGUGGACAUUCGCGAGUUCUACGAGAAGGAUGGCAAGCAGAUGCCGGGCAAAAAGGGCAUCAGCCUGUCGGUUCCACAGUGGAAGAAGCUGCUCGAGUCGGCCGAUGAAGUCAACGAGAAGCUAAAGCAGUUCUAAGUUUCGGAUGCUGCGGAAGAGAGGGCAAAGACCGAGGCUGUUCCUUUUCUUUUGUUAAUAAAUUAAUACAUUCUUGGCCCACGCGACACUAACAGCGUGGGCUACAGUCAAA